Schistosoma spindalis is the source of this 2548-nucleotide messenger RNA. The record is from the annotation of a GenBank genome assembly. Lineage: Eukaryota; Metazoa; Platyhelminthes; Trematoda; Strigeidida; Schistosomatidae.
CAAAGCGCCAGGACCGAAAGUUAUGAGGGGUUAUGGUUUUCAGGCUUGACCCAUGUGGUAUAGCAUGUGUUGUGAUUACUCACUUGCUUGUAUUAUACUCGGAUUAUGUUGUGGUAUUUUACUUAGUUCUUCCGGUUCUCAAAAACAGCUUUUGGGCUAUUCUGAAUACGAUAUGCUUUAAUAUAGUGGCCUCUUUACUAUUAUUUUCUCAUAUAUGUGCUGCUGUAACGGAUCCAGGACUAAUACCUUUGCAUCGGUAUACUGUUAAUCAGUUAGCUAGUGUCCAGAAACCUGAUGGAUGGACUACUUGUAAUAAAUGUGGAAUACAUAGGCCACCGAGAGCUCAUCAUUGCCGAAUUUGUCGACGGUGUGUAAGACGAAUGGAUCACCAUUGUCCCUGGAUUAAUAAUUGUGUUGGUGAAUGUAAUCAAAAAUAUUUUAUUCAAUUUUUAAUUUAUGUUGGAAUUCUUUGUCUAUAUGCUCUGACACUGGUACUUAUAUGUCGUGCUAUGAUCUCGGCCGGUUUAAAAGAAGACGCGUCUAAUGCCGAUGUUGUAGUUGUCGCUCAUACAAUUGUACUUGUAGCAAUCUCUUGUCUAUUUGGAUUAUUUAUUCUAGCUAUUCUAUCUGAUCAGUACAAGUCAAUUGUUGAAGACACAACAGCAGUUGAAGCUUGGUUAUCGGGUAAUAUUCCACAUUCUUCAUCCGAUACAGAAGCUUAUCCAAAUGAUGGUGGCAACGGUGGUGUUGGUAGUGGAGGAUUUCGUCGUAAAUUAUCCAAAUUGACUCUGUUUCGUGAGGUUUUUGGAAGUGGUCCAUUUUACUCUUGGCUACUUCCAUGUUCAUAUCUUUUCAAGCCUUAUCCAAAAUAUUAUACUGCUUUAUCCAAUAUGAUUAAUGAUGUAAAUUACUCUGUCAACAGUUUUAGUAAUAAUAAUAAUAAUAAUAAUAAUACUAACAAUAAUCUUUCAAUCAAUCAUCAUCAUCACCAUGGAAUUGAUAAUAAAUCAACAUCAAUCACUACAGUUUCUUCAUCUUCUCCUGUAUUUACAAUUGAAAAUGAUAGUGUUUCUUCAUCCAGCUCUUCAAACAAUCAUUAUUAAUAGUGAUUAUUAUCAAUAAAAUGUAAUGAUGAAAUUCAGUAUUUGGUUUUGUUUUAUUUUCUCUCUCCCUCUCUCUCUCUCUGUAUAUGUGUGUAUGUAUGUGUAUGUUUGGUUGUUAACCCUCAUUAUUUUUAUAUAUUUGUAAAUGAUCUAUGUAUUAUUUCUUGUUCUUCUUCUUUUCUUUCUCUCUUUCUUUCGUUGUGUAAACGUUGUUAUUUUUCUCUUUUUUUUUCUUUUUUUCUUCUUGAAUUAAUUCAUUAUGUAAGUUUGGUUUUGUAUUGGAUAUUGUUUUUAUUUUAAUUGCUUAAUUGUAUGUCUAUUAAACAUUAUACUAUCUGCUGAAUUUACAUUCUAUUUUUUCUAAUCAUAGUAAUCAUAAUAAUAAUAAUACUAAUACUAUUACAUAUAUGUAUGCAUAUUAUUAAUAUUUGCAUUCUUUCCCUUUUAUAUCAAUCAUUAUUGUGAAAAUCUUAAUUGCCCAGAAUGAUACAUCUACUAUAAUUCUUUCAUGUAAAAUAGAUUGUUUGUACUGUUAGCUACCCUCUGUUUGUUCUCCAUGUGUCUUUGUCUCUGUGUGUGUAUGUAUGUAUGUAAGUGUGAGUAUAUGUGUGUAGAUAGAUAGAGAUUAUCAUAGAUUUAUAAUAAACUAUAUAUAUAUAUAUAUAUGGAGUGGUUUACAUUUUGGGAUAUAAUCAAUAAUUGUUUAUCAUAUUCAUCAUAACCCUGUUUUCUUAUCUUUAUCAUGUUCAUAAUUGUUAUAUUUAAUAAUGUAAUAUUAAUAAUAAUAACCAAUAUAUUUGAUAAUUCUGUUUAUAAAUUCAAUAUAUGUACUUCAUAUUGAUCAAUUUUGACGAUUAUUUUAACUUGUUUUUCUUUUUUUUGUUGUUGUUUAGUUUACUUUUAAUUGUUCUUCUUCUUUUUCUUCUUUUUUCUCUUAUUGCUGUGUAUUGUUUCCUUACAACAUAGAUGUACUUUUCAUUCUAAUUACAUUUUAUACACUUCCUUUUCUAUUCUUUGUAUACAAAUAUUGUAUGAUUUAACUUUGCAGUGAUCAAUUCUAUACAACGUUAAUAGAAUAUUUAUGUUGAUGAUGAUGAUGGUGGUGGUGAUGGUGAUGUUGUGUAACAGCAGUAGUUUGUAUUAUGAAAAGAAUAAAAAAUAAUUUAUUAUUUACAACUGAAUAGUAAUUAAUUUAUUGGAUUAUAUUGGUGUUUGUGUAACAGAUUGAUUGAUUGGUUGAUUGAUCAAUUGAUUGUGUUAUCAUUCUCUCUUAUUACUACAAUUCAAGCUAUUCUUAUUGUUUAGUAUUCUUGGAUAUCAAUUCAGUCGACAAGUCCCUAAAUCAGAACACAAUUGAAUAAGGAAAAGAUUAUAUUCCAAAUAACAAAGUUAGAUAGAAGUAAGAAACACAAUAAGAGAAACCAUAAUGACCGAACUGAAUUGAU